This is a messenger RNA of Mucor mucedo, 1346 nucleotides long. RefSeq lists its product as uncharacterized. The record is from RefSeq and is a predicted model, not a curated record. Lineage: Eukaryota; Fungi; Mucoromycota; Mucoromycetes; Mucorales; Mucoraceae. The transcript is spliced from 4 exons. The coding region runs from base 257 to 1300 and encodes 347 amino acids.
AAUGGUGAUGAUAUAUACAUAUACUACCAUGUUUGGAAAUAAAGAUUUUUUUUUUAUUUGACGUCGCUUGUAUAUGUUUAUUUUCUAACCCUAACCAAUCGGCAGACAGCAUUUCUUUGCAAUAUUUACAUACUGACGUGAUUGUAACCAAUCGGAUAACGAUAAAAAAGUGCAUACAACCUUUUUUUAGUCUACACGCCGACCGCAUAUGAUGAUUUCCAUGAUGGAUGGUCCAGGUGCUUUACAGUAGACAACAAUGAACAAUUCUGCUACUGUCUUUAGAAUUUCCAAAUUGGAAGAAGAAGUUUCUAAUUUGAAUAACAAAAUGGAUCGUCAAUACGAAAUGCUGAAGGAUCUUAUGCAACUUUUAGCUCCAUCUUUUGCUCAACCCAUGGAUGGCACAAUAACUAACGAGGCAAAACAAGCCAGCAAGAAAGCAUACCAAACUGGUGUUGCCAACUCUUUAAACCCUAAUCUUUUGGGUAAGCGUGACAUUCCAAAGCUACUAGAAGAAGCAUCACAAGCCAGCAAUUCUACUAAAAAACACGUUUAUCCUCCUGCUCGUCCCCGCCUGCUUGCCCUUAUCAAUUAUUUAAAGAAGGAAAAUAACAUUUGUAAUCUGGAUAUCAAUGACCCGGAAAACACCAGAGACUAUAAUAUACUCAAAACUAUCGCCAGAAAAACUCACGAUGACUUGACAGAAGAAAUCCUGAAGAAGCUGAAGAAAAACAAUUCAAAGGCUAUUUUACCUCUUUGGUCAAACAUUUCUUCUGAGGUGGUUUCAAAAUACGCCUAUAUUUUAGAAAAUAAUGCAAUUCAGCUCGGUUUUCCUUUGCAUCGCUGUGAAAGUUCAUGGGCUGCAAAUUUGUUAUUGUCCGAAACUCACAAGUUUCGAUGUAAUAGAGCUCGAAACAAGGCUAUUGUUUUCGGCAAUCCUACUGUGAUUGACCACGAUCAACGCACCAGAACUACUCCAAAUUUAGAAAAAGAAUUGAGAAAGGAAAGACCAACAUAUAACAAUAGACCCAAGGAUAGAUUCGAAGAGUACUUGGAAGGCUUCGAGGGUUCUACUUGGGGAGAGUUUGGCGGAAAUCGAUAUGACGAUGGUUAUGAUUCUCAUGGCAAUGAUUAUGAUUCUUAUGCGGAUCCUACUCCUUCUACUACUGGUCGUAAAACUUCUUCCUCUGCUGCUAAAACAUAUGGUUUUUCUAAUAAUGGAAAAAGACGCCAAAACGUUGAUACCAGAGAGGGAUACAGCGAUGAAGAACAGGGACUCACCCAUACAAAACGCUGCAGAUAGAUUUGGAAUUUUAAGUCACAUAACCAAAUAAAACUGGCGUAAGCCC